AUUAAAAUGCCAUUACCCACAAGUGCACAGUCUUCGUUUCACUUUCAAUCGGCAUUAGUCUUCUUCGUUUCUCUGUGAUUUACUGAGGCAAAUCGGCAUUACUCUGACAAUAGAAAUAGGCCCUUUCUCUUCUCUGUGAUUGACUGAGGCAAAUCGUUGCUUCAUAUAGCGAUUCAUCUCUCUAUACAGCGAUUAAUCUUCAAUUGGUAAUUGAUUCCCGGCACCGGCUGUAGCAAAGUGACAGACCUAUUCAAUCGGCGGUCCGGUAGUGCAGAGACGGCGGAGGAGCAGUAGGCGAUUGGUUCCUCAUUCCUUAAGUCUUCAAUUUUACCAGGACUAAACGAAAACGAUGAAGACGGUGGUUCUCUUCCUAGUUGUAGUGUUUGUUGUGGCAGCGGCAGCGGCAGCGGCGCGCACAUUGGCUGCCACGCCGUCCACCACAAUUGACAUAACUCACCGGUUAAUCGCGAGGAGAUUGCCGAACUAUGGCUCCCCCCGUGGUAUCCCGCCGUUUAUCGUCCCCCAGACAAGCAUCAACAGUGGGGAUGCAUUUAACAGCUUUAACUUUACGUUGAAUACGCAUUGGGGCACCCACGUGGAUGCCCCGGGGCACUUUAAUCAGACCCUUCUCGACUUGGGCUAUGAUGUUGACCACCUUGAUGUCACCACCUUAAGAGGCCCUUGUUUGGUGGUGGACAUCCCACGGGACAAAAACAUCACUGAGCAAGUGAUGAGGGAACUGGACAUCCCCCGUGGGGUGAAGAGAGUCCUGUUUAAGACUCUCAACACCGACCGGAGGUUGAUGCACCAAGCUGAGUUUGAUGGGAGCUACACGGCGUUUACCACGACCGGAGCUCGCUAUUUGGUCGACAACACGGACAUCAAGCUUGUGGGCAUUGAUUACCUCUCCAUAGGUAUUGGAGUGCAGGAUGAGGUGAUUGGGGUCCACCUCACCCUCUUGAACAUGAAGGACAUUAUUCCGGUGGAGGGGCUAAACCUGGACGAUGUGGUGCCGGGGAUAUACACGGUCAGGUGCCAUCCGUUGAGGUUUCCGGGCUUUGACGGGUCGCCGGCCAGGUGCAUUCUGCAGACCCUCGGAUCCUCAGCUCGUUGGUUGUCCCCCACUGGUUCUUUGGUUAUCCUAUUUUUCCACUUGAUUGUGUAUUUUUGUUUAUUAUCUUGAGUAUGGUGAUACUUGUAGUGGCAGUAGUUAGUUCAUUAAAACUGCACAAUUUUUAUGAAACAUUGUUUCUAGUAUUGCCUCCUAAUUACCGAUUGUGAAUCUUCAAUUUGCUCCUCUUCAUUUUGGUCAUUUCUUACGAGUUUGUUUGGAGGAUCAUUUGAUUGAAUAUCAUCUAUCUUUUUAGCACGUAUUUUUUUUCUACACUUUGUAACGACUUCUAGUUUUUUCAACAUUAAACUUUGAAAUCUAUC
Molecule: messenger RNA, 1434 nt
Organism: Cuscuta campestris
Lineage: Eukaryota; Viridiplantae; Streptophyta; Magnoliopsida; Solanales; Convolvulaceae
Source: the annotation of a GenBank genome assembly